This is a messenger RNA of Micropterus salmoides (largemouth bass), 1843 nucleotides long. It is a transcript of the gene esamb, whose product is annotated as endothelial cell adhesion molecule b. The record is from RefSeq and is a predicted model, not a curated record. Gene Ontology annotation, biological process: homophilic cell-cell adhesion. NCBI's taxonomy places the organism in Eukaryota, Metazoa, Chordata, Actinopteri, Centrarchiformes, Centrarchidae. The transcript has 7 exons. The coding region runs from base 173 to 1615 and encodes 480 amino acids. Gene Ontology annotation, molecular function: cell-cell adhesion mediator activity. Gene Ontology annotation, cellular component: adherens junction; plasma membrane.
UGGACAAGAAAGAGCGACACACUCCCAAGCAGCAGAAGUGAAGCAGGUUGGAUUUAACUAAAGAAAAGGAAGAGCCUGCUGAUGAUUUCUUUUUUCUUCUGUGGGGUUUUAAAGUAAAGGCGAGCAGGGCCGCCGGUGCGCUCUGCGAUGUCUGCCACUAUUUGUAAGCGGGAUGGGAAGAGGAGACCGAGCUGUACUCGUAGACGUGUCCUCGCUGCUUUCUGUUAAUUGCUACCUGAAGACAACUAAGCAGCAGUUGAGGAGCGAAGUGAGUGUUUGGUGUACUGCAAAGAAGCUCCUGCCCGCUGGAGCAGCCGGUGGAUGUUGCGCCAUGGAGAUAAAGAGAAGACUUCGAGCCACACUGAUGUUAAUAUGGAUCUUCCAAGGUGAUACCCACAAGGUGGAGAUCCCCAGAAGAGAGAUGGAGGUGGUCAAGGGCCAGAUGGUGGUAUUACAAGCCUGGUACAGCCCCAACUCAGACAUUUCUAAAAACUCCGUCCUCUGGCAGUUCAUGGGAAAUGAAUCCAAGCAGGUGAUAAACUACAGCUCAGGCGAGGUCGGGCACGGCCACAACGAGUUCACCAAAAGAGUGGGCUUCAGUGCAACCAUGCCCUCAGCCAACCUCUCCAUCUAUAUCAACAACACGCAGGAGUCUGACUCCGGACGCUACAUCUGCAGUGUCAUCAUCCUUAAAAGUCCUGGCAUCACCGGAGAGAUACACCUUAAUGUUAAAGUCCCUCCUUCUCCCCCAGUAUGCACCAUGACAGGGAACCCAGUGGUGAAGGGCAAUGUGACUCUGAGCUGUAAGUCCAGUCAUGGAAAACCCAUCCCUCAGUACAAAUGGACCAAAGCCGCACCCUUGUCUGAGGUCUUCUUCUCCCCAAUGCAGAACGAGAGACACGGAACCCUCCGGCUGAGCAACCUCACUAAAAGCAUGUCAGGGAAGUACAUCUGCCGAGCCAGCAACACUGCCGGAUCAGACACCUGCUCCAUUAACCUGGAGGUUAUCACUUCUUCCAAUGCAGGCAUGAUUGCAGCAGCUACACUGGGGUUGAUAGUGGGACUGGUGGCCAUGGUGCUUUUCCUCAUAUUCAUACUGAGGAGGAGAGGGGACACUGAGGAGGAGAUAGCCAACGAGAUCAAGGAGGAUGCUCAGGCACCAAAGCGAGUGUCAUGGGCAAAGAGCAACACCGGUUCAGACAUCGUAUCCAAGAACGGCACACUGUCCUCCAUAGCCACCAGUCCUCGCCCCAGAGAACCCCACCAGCCGAACUUCCGUUACCCAUACUCCCCCAUGUCAGCUUCAGACACGGGCUCGGUGAUCAACGCCUACCAGCUGCGACCUGGAGAAGCCAACACGCUACAGGGACUUCCUGGUUACAACAUCGGAGGCACCCCAUCGCGUAAACACAAACGACCUCCCAGUACAAACGGGGGCCCUCCGCAGCUUCUAAGGAGCCCUGCAGUUACCGUCCCCAACAGGACUGAGGGGGCUCAGCCUCAGGUGCCACCUCCGCUCACUGUGUCCCCACAAAUGAGCUCCUCCACUCUGACACGCAUGGGAGCCAUUGCUGUCAUGGUGCCUGCACAAAGCCAAGCUGGUUCACUGGUGUAGCCAGCAAAAACCUUUGAUGGGAAAAUUAAAAAGGACAGCGGUUAUGGAUGGAGAGAAAGUAUGCCUUGAAACAGAAAAGCACUUUCUCCAUAAAGACCUAAGAGGUUGUGAGAAGAAAAUGUCUCUCAGUUUAUUUGUGCUUGAUUUGCACAAGUUCUCUUCAGUUUGUUCAUUUUAGUUUCUUUUUGUAUGCCGACUUCUGGUUCAAUAAAGAGAAAUAUAUUUUUA